Molecule: messenger RNA, 3456 nt
Organism: Amblyraja radiata (thorny skate)
Lineage: Eukaryota; Metazoa; Chordata; Chondrichthyes; Rajiformes; Rajidae
Gene: plod2
Product: procollagen-lysine, 2-oxoglutarate 5-dioxygenase 2
Exons: 20
Coding region: 228-2489 (753 amino acids)
Biological process (GO): peptidyl-lysine hydroxylation
Cellular component (GO): endoplasmic reticulum
Molecular function (GO): L-ascorbic acid binding; iron ion binding; procollagen-lysine 5-dioxygenase activity
Source: RefSeq, a predicted model, not a curated record
UCGGCGUGAAGCAGCCGGACGAGGGAGUUGUCUGCAAGGUUGCAGCCUGGCAGAGUGAGCAUUCAGCCCGCACACCCUGAGCUGAGCAGAAAGUUGCAAAGUUUUUCCCUGCUGCCUGGAGUGAACUUGGGGGCGCUCGUGCCCGCGGCUCUCGCGAGAGCGCGCCCUGGGGCGGCUGCCUUGUCCCUCCUUCCCUCAGUCAAGCGGUCGACUUGCCGGCGAGAACCAUGCACCGCCUCGGGCGCCGCUUGCACCCUCUCCGGCUUCUCCUAGCCCUGUUUCUCGCAAACUCCGCGGCUUCAGAGCAGCCGAGCAUCCCUAAAGAGAAUCUCCUAGUGCUCACGGUAGCUACCAAGGAACCCGAUGGCUUCAAACGCUUUAUGCAGACUGCUAAUCAUCUCAACUACACUGUCAAGGUACUUGGUGCCGGGGAAGAAUGGCGUGGAGGAAAUAUACCCCACUCGAUUGGAGGAGGACAGAAAGUACGAUUACUGAAGGAGGAGAUGCAAAAUUAUGCAGAUCGUGAUGACCUUGUAAUAUUAUUCACUGACAGUUACGACGUUCUGUUUGCCAGUGGUCCUGAAGAAUUGCUGACCAAGUUUCAGCAGUUCAAUCACAAAGUGGUUUUUGCUGCCGAAGGACUUAUCUGGCCAGAUAACAGGCUCGCAGACAAGUAUCCCAAUGUGCGCAGUGGAAAGAGAUUCCUCAAUUCAGGAGGUAUUAUUGGGUAUGCUUCUUCCAUUAACAGCAUUGUAGAGAAAUGGCAAUUGCAAGAUAAUGAUGAUGAUCAACUAUUCUAUACCAAAAUUUAUGUGGAUCCUGUAAAGAGAGUUGCUCUCAACAUAACUUUGGAUCACAAAAGUAACAUUUUCCAAAAUCUGAAUGGAGCUGUGGAUGAAGUAGAGUUGAAAUUUGAACCAACCAGGGUCAGAACCAGGAACAUAAUAUUUGACACAUUGCCUGUACUAAUCCAUGGCAAUAAACAGACCAAACACUUGCUGAACUAUAUGGGUAACUAUGUUCCUGAUGCAUGGACUUCAGAAACUGGCUGCACAAUCUGUGACACCGAUCUAUUGGAAUUCUCAUCCCUGAGUAAAUUUCCCAGCGUGACUGUCGGAAUAUUCAUUGAACGGCCAACACCCUUUCUUCCAGAGUUUUUGGAAAGACUAUUUAGCAUCAAUUAUCCCCCAGAGAAGCUUACUUUCUUUAUCCACAAUAAAGAAGUUUAUCAUGAAAAGCACAUACACACGUUCUGGGAGAAACACAAAGGUAAACUUAAAGUGAAAUUUGUCGGGCCUGAAGAAGUCCUGAGCGAAGGCGAUGCAAGAAAUAUGGGAAUGGAUUACUGUCGGCAGAACCCAGAAUGUGAUUAUUACUUCAACCUUGAUUCCGAUGUUGUACUGACAAACCCAAAUACCCUUAAACUUUUAAUGCAGCAAAACAGGAGGAUAAUUGCACCAAUGCUUAUCCAGUACAAAAAGUUGUGGUCCAAUUUCUGGGGUGCGCUGAGUCCUGAAGGUUUCUAUGCUCGCUCUGAAGAUUACAUUAAUAUUGUCGAAAGAAGUAGAGUAGGUGUGUGGAAUGUCCCAUAUAUUGCUCAUGUGUACCUUAUUAAAGGUGAGGUCUUAAGAACAGACUUAAAGGAAAAGAACUACUUUAAUCUGGACAGGAUGGAUUCUGAUAUGUCACUCUGCAGAAACUUCAGGGAAAAGAAAAUAGAAAAGGAAAAAGGCUCCCCUACUCCGGAAAGUUGCCAUAUGUUCAAGCCCCCAAAGGGGGUUUUCAUGUAUGUCAGCAACCUUCAUGAAUUUGGACGGCUUCUCCCGACAGAAGGUUACAACGCCUCACGCUUGCACAGCGAUCUGUGGGAGAUCUUUGAUAACCCAUUGGACUGGAAGGAAAAAUACAUUCAUCCAAAAUAUUCAGAGAUAUUCACAGGAGGGGUGGUUGAAGAGCCAUGUCCAGAUGUCUUCUGGUUCCCCAUAUUUUCAGAGACAACUUGUGAUGAGCUCGUGGAGGAAGUUGAGAACUGCGGUGAAUGGUCUGGCGGAAAGAAUGAGGAUAAGCGAUUAGUGGGUGGAUAUGAAAAUGUUCCCACUGAUGACAUUCACAUGACCCAGGUUGGUCUGGAACAAGUGUGGCUACAUUUCAUUCGGGAGUACAUUGCUCCUGUUGCACUGAAGCUAUUUUCCGGUUAUCACACCAAGGGAUUUUCCAUGCUGAACUUUGUUGUGAAGUAUACACCAGAGAGACAGGCUUAUUUAAAGCCUCACCAUGACUCUUCUACAUUCACCAUAAACAUCGCCUUAAAUAAUAAAGGAAUAGAUUAUCAGGGUGGAGGCUGCAAAUUCCAUCGAUAUAAUUGUGCCGUUGAGUCAACCAGGAAAGGAUGGAGUUUCAUACACCCAGGAAGAUUAACACAUCUGCAUGAAGGGCUCCCAACUACAAAUGGGACAAGAUACAUCGCAGUGUCUUUUGUUGAUCCAUAGAACACCAAUGUCCUUUCACCCUGAUGAACAGACACAGUAUGACGAUAGGCUUCUUUCUUGAAACUCCCAACCUCCAGUUCAUCAGAUAGUUUUAAAACAGAUGUUUGAAUUUUUCGUGAUGACCCAGAAAUGAGUUUUAUUUUAAAACACAGAUUUCUAUUAAAGUUAAAUGUUUAUUUGCGUUGAAGGCAGGUAUCAGUAAAGAGAGAUGCUUGGCAGAAAAGUUUAUUGAACUGGUUAUGAGUGCCUCUUGCUGUUGAACUGCGGAAGGGCUCUUGCCAAGGUCCUUUGAGCCAGUGUUAUAUUAGAAUCUUAUGUUAAGAUGAUUCAGAGGCCACAUCUGCAAAUUUAGUCCGUUUGGAAUAUUUUAUCGCCUUUACUUUGCUAGAUUUGUACCCCUAGAAGUAGGUUAGUAUGACAUGCAAAGAGUUUUCACUCAUGCUUUUCACUUGGACCAAUUGUGUGCAAUUAAGCAGCCCCCUAACCACUGUGAUUAGAGGAAUAAGCCAACUUCAAUCAACCAUCAUCCCACAUAAGGCAGUUGAUGAUAUGCAACCACAGAAAGACAAACACCUUGCCUAUAAACUAUUCCCUCCCCCACCCAGUACCCAGUGAUCAAUCUAGACACUUUAAACUACUUUCUUAUUUUGCAAGCUGCAUUUAUUCCUCAAAUGAAGGAUUUUGCACAACUAAUUCAGCAACACCAGCUUUUUAGAAAAUAAAUGUCUCUUAUAAAAGCAUAAUUAUGUUUUUCUUCACUUGAUCUUUUGCUUAUGCACAUGCAAACCAUUUACCUGAUGGACAAAAUAAAUCUCUGGAAGUUUAUUUUCUGUUAUAUGGUGAGAGACUGAUAAUCACAACAAAUCUAUCGGUGUACUGUGUGUGACCUGCCUGGGAUGGGUAGGCUAGAGUUAACUUAUUCUGCCAACUGUUUUAAAUUUAAAUAAAAUAAUGUUUUGUGAAGGUA